Messenger RNA from Thlaspi arvense, 2207 nucleotides. NCBI's taxonomy places the organism in Eukaryota, Viridiplantae, Streptophyta, Magnoliopsida, Brassicales, Brassicaceae. The record is from the annotation of a GenBank genome assembly.
UAUUGACUAGCAUCGCUUCAAAUUGAAACAAAGCCCAUCAUCGCACUUCCCCCAAUUACAAAAAAAAAAAAAGACAAAGAUUCGAAUGCAAAUGUCAAAGACCCCUAAAUUCACAAAUUCGAUGACCAAGACAGAAGAGAGCAGCAUGAACCGUUUGACGUGAUAUCUCCGGGCUUCAUUGCAUUAACGUAUAUAGGACGCGGAUUUGUGACUAUAAAUGGGGCCCAUGCUUUUAUUAUUGUAUUAGUAUUUCUCUUCCACACGUCUCUCUUUCGACCACAGGCUUCUCCCCUUCUAAUAAUAACGACAUCUAAUUGCUGCUUCUCAGCAGAUUCUUCUUAACUGGAACAAGUUAUGACGAAGCUUCUAGAGAUGAAUCUUCACACCCUUCGUUUUGCCGAGGGGUUUUGUCGUACCAGAUUAAGUGUUGCUUCCUUGGCAACUUCACCCUUUCGGUUAUCUUCUAGUGGAUAUUGCGGCAAAACUCGUAUCUCUUCCCGCUUGAAAUUUGCUUGCUAUGCAACAGUGUCUGCUGUGGUAGAGAAGAACACCUCAGAUUUCGAUGGAAAGGAAGCAGCUUUGCUUGUGGAAGAGCUCAGAGUCAACUUCAACUCCGGCGGAACAAGGAGCUACGAGUGGAGAAUUUCUCAGCUUCAGAACAUUUCCAGGAUGAUUGAUGAGAAGGAGAGAUGCAUCUCCGAAGCUUUGCAUCAAGAUCUUUCCAAGCCUGAGCUUGAAGCUUUUCUAGCUGAGAUUUCGAAUACAAAGUCAUCCUGUGUGCUUGCAAUCAAAGAGUUGAAGAACUGGAUGGCUCCCGAAACGGUAAAAACCUCUGUGACAACAUUUCCUUCGUCUGCGCAAAUAGUCUCAGAACCGCUUGGCGUUGUUUUGGUUAUCUCAGCCUGGAAUUUCCCUUUCUUAUUGUCUGUUGAGCCAAUCAUUGGAGCUAUUGCAGCUGGUAAUGCGGUUGUACUAAAACCUUCUGAAAUUGCUCCGGCGACAUCUUCUCUUUUAGCAAAGUUGUUUAGUGAAUACUUGGACAAAUCAACAAUCAGAGUUAUCGAGGGAGGAGUCCCUGAAACAACAGCACUACUGGAUCAGAAAUGGGAUAAGAUAUUCUUCACUGGUGGAGCAAGAGUUGGUCGCAUUGUAAUGGCUGCAGCUGCGAAACAUCUUACACCAGUGGUUCUCGAACUUGGUGGGAAGUGUCCAGCUCUUGUUGAUUCAGAUGUUAAUCUACAAGUGGUUGCUAGGAGGAUCAUAGCAGGGAAAUGGGCUUGUAACAACGGACAGGCUUGCAUUGGAGUCGAUUACGUGAUCACAACAAAAGAUUUUGCAUCAAAACUGAUAGAUGCUCUCAAGACUGAGUUGAAGACAUUCUUUGGAGAAAAUCCAUUAGAAUCAAAGGACCUGUCGCGGAUUGUGAACUCUUUCCACUUCAAACGGUUAGAGAGUAUGUUAAAAGAGAAUGGAGUCGCUGAUAAAAUUGUUCAAGGAGGGCAAACAAGCCAAGAUAAGCUGAAAAUAUCUCCAACGAUACUAGUGGAUGUGCCAGAGGCAUCUUCCAUGAUGCAUGAAGAGAUAUUUGGACCAUUGCUUCCUGUAAUUACGGUACAAAAGAUCGAAGACGGUGUUCAGGUUAUACGUUCAAAGUCAAAGCCUUUAGCAGCGUAUCUCUUCACAUACAGCAAAGAGUUGCAGAAGAAAUUUGUGCAGGACGUAGCUGCAGGAGGCAUUGGCAUCAAUGACACCGUCUUACACGUAACUGUGAAAGAUUUGCCAUUUGGAGGAGUCGGGGAGAGUGGGAUCGGGGCUUACCACGGGAAGUUCUCGUAUGAGACGUUUAGCCAUAAGAAAGGAGUUCUCUACAGGAGUUUUGCUGGGGACUCGGAUCUUAGAUACCCUCCUUACACACCCAAAAAGAAGAUGUUGCUUAAGGCCUUGCUCUCUUCAGAUAUAUUUAGUGCCAUUUUGGCUUUCUUUGGCUUCUCUGGAGACUCAUGAUUACACAACUUGCUGAAACUGUUCAAUGUGAAUGUUUCCAUGGAGAUAUACAAGAUCAAUAUUAAAAAUUAGUCGUAGAAACCGAAUUGCUAUUCUUUUUUAUGAAUAAAAGUUAUGUUUCACACUCAGCCCUUGAAUUAGUUACAUUUGUCGUCUGUAAGUGUUGGGCAAUGAUAUGAUCGAAUUUUUUCUAAGUCAUGUUA